Messenger RNA from Triticum dicoccoides, 2968 nucleotides. RefSeq names its product proline-rich receptor-like protein kinase PERK2. Gene Ontology annotation, molecular function: protein kinase activity; ATP binding. The transcript has 8 exons. The record is from RefSeq and is a predicted model, not a curated record. Gene Ontology annotation, biological process: protein phosphorylation. NCBI's taxonomy places the organism in Eukaryota, Viridiplantae, Streptophyta, Magnoliopsida, Poales, Poaceae. The coding region runs from base 469 to 2745 and encodes 758 amino acids.
GCUGCUGGUCGCGUGCUCUGCUGUACCAUCGAUCUGACCUGGUCUACCUGCCAUCCAAACCUAGGCAUUUUUUUUUUGAAAAUAUCCAAACCUAGGCAUGAUUAGCACGGGGAGGCUAGUGCUAACAAAAAAUGAUCGAUCGGGCUCACUGAUUGACUUUGGCACGGUCAAUCUGAUCGAACAAACCCUGGGUAGUGGAUGCUAGAAAAAGAAAGAAAAGAGAGGCAAGACAAUUCUGUCGUCUGAACCACGCAAGCAAUGGAGAUUUGUACACGAGCAUACCGAGCAAAACCACACAACGGCUAAACUGCUUGCGGCCCAUAGAUGUGUUUGCCGUUUGCAUCGGCGCCUCGCUCUGCUAGCCGUCUCCUCUCUCCUCUCACAGCCGUCGGCCGUCGAUCGCUAUAUUGGUCGUAGCCAGUCGUAGCAUGGUUUAACGUUAGGCACUUGCACCACGUCGCAGCCACCAUGUCCGGUCCAUCUCCUCCGGUGACUCCGGCGCCGGUUACGCCGGUCUCCCCGCCUGCUCCGGACGCUGGAGGGACGCCGCCAGUGACUCCGGCGCCGGUUACGCCGGUCUCUCCACCUGCUCCGGACGCUGGCGGGACGCCGCCGGCGACUCCAGCUCCGACGCCACCCGUUGUUACGCCGGUCUCUCCACCUCCUCCGGACGCCGCCGGGACGCCACCACCCCCGGACGCCUCUGGGACGCCUCCGGUCACCCCACCUCCCCCGGACGCCGCCGGGACGCCACCGCCACCGGUAAAUCCACCUCCCCCGGACGGCGCCAGCACGCCUCCUCCAGUGAACCCACCGGUGAAUCCUCCGGUCAACCCCCCCGUGAAUCCUCCUCCACCAAGGCCAACGCCGACGCCGAACCCAACGCCAGUAACACCAUCGCCACCUCCACCAAGGCCAACACCGACGCCAAACCCAACGCCGGUAACUCCAUCCCCACCUCCACCAAGGCCAACUCCGACACCAACACCAACUCCAACUCCUAGCCGGCCGCCGCCAUCAUCCCCACCUCCCCCGACGGGCGUGCCACGUUCAUCCCCACCGCCGCCUGACGCCACGCCGCCACCUCCUGAAGACGUCCCAUCUUCGCCGCCGCCCCCGAACGACGCCCCAGCUGCAGCAGCGCCUCCUCCGUCACCUCUAACGUUGUCUCCGCCGCCGCCGCCGCAGUCAGCGUCCGCGCCGUCGACCUCAGCCAGGUCGUCGUCGAGCAGCGGGACCGCGGUGGGCGUGGGCGUGGCCGUCGGGGCGGUGGUCUUGCUCGGGCUCGCGGCCGCCCUGAUAUUCUGCUUCGUGUCUAGGCGGCGCCGUCGCCGAAGGCCGGAGACCCGAGCGGAUUUCUUCUACGACCCGAGGCAGCCGACGACGCCGCUGCAGCAGUCGCACCCGCUGUCGACGCCGUCGUCGACGCCGCCGCUGAUGCACUCGUGGGCGCAGAGCAGCGGCGGCGACCCGGGCGGGCCGCCGCUCCCGGCCAUGACGGGCGGCACGUUCGGCUACGACGAGCUGGCGGCGGCGACGGAUGGGUUCGCAGAGGAGAACCUGCUGGGGCAGGGCGGGUUCGGGCACGUGUACAAGGGCACGGUGAAGGGGCAGGAGGUGGCCAUCAAGAAGCUGCGCGCCGGCAGCGGGCAGGGCCACCGCGAGUUCCGCGCCGAGGUGGACAUCAUCAGCCGCGUGCACCACAAGAACCUCGUCUCCCUCGUCGGCUUCUGCAUCCACGCCGAGCAGCGCCUCCUCGUCUACGAGUACGUCCCCAACAAGACCCUCGAGUCCCAACUGCACCACGGGAGCGCCCGCGCGACGCUGGAUUGGCCUCGCCGGUGGAAGAUCGCCGUCGGCUCGGCGAAGGGCCUCGCGUAUCUGCACGAAGACUGUCAUCCUAAGAUCAUCCACCGUGACAUCAAGGCGGCCAACAUCCUCCUCGACUACAACUAUGAGCCCAAGGUCGCAGAUUUUGGGCUGGCAAAAUGCCAAGAAGCAGAACAUACUGCUGUUUCUACGCGCGUAAUGGGAACUUUUGGAUACCUGGCUCCGGAAUAUUACGCCACCGGCAAAGUAACCGACCGGUCCGACGUCUACUCCUUCGGCGUGAUGCUUCUGGAGCUCAUCACCGGACGGAAGCCUAUCAUGGCAUCCUCAGAUCACCAGCCAGAAACAUUGGCUACUUGGGCAAAGCCCCUGCUGACCAAGGCCUUGGAGGAGGAAAACUACGAGGAGCUGAUCGACCCGGAGCUGGGGACCAACUAUGACGCCUACGACAUGGCGCGACUCGUCGCCUGCGCCGCCGCCGCCGUGCGCCAGACGGCGCGCUCUCGCCCGCGGAUGGCACAGAUCGUUCGGUACCUGGAGGGCGAGCUGUCGGCGGAGGACCUGAACGGCGGCAUGGCGCCGGGCCAGAGCGCGAUGCAUCGCUCAGGGGGCGGCAACACGGACGAAGUCAGGCGGCUCAGGAGGAUGGCGUUCGGGCCGGGCACCGGGACGGCCGGCGGCACCAUCAGCGAGUACGCCAGCAGCGAGAUGAGCGCGCCGACCAGCGAGUACGGGCUGAACCCGUCCAGCGAGUACACGGCCAGCAGCGCGGCGGACACGGAGGACAUGACGGACUUCCCGCACAGAGCCGGCACCGGCAGGGGCGCCGCCGAGGGGGCCAGCGGCGAGGCGGGACGCGGAACCACGGAGGGGUUCAGCAGGCGCACCACUGGCAGACGUACCAGCCGGGGGUGACGAGACGUACUGAAUACUCCUUACGAGCGGGUGAUCAAGGAAUCGUCGCUCGUGUACAUAUGUGAUGCUGUCGCUGUGGGGUUUGGUUUGCGUUUCUUUGUUUCAGAUUUCGGGUUCAUGCGAUUUUUGGUGGGUGGUGGAAGAAGUUGUAACUUGUAUGUGCGUCCAUUAAUUCACCACAAAGAUGAAUAAAACAGAAAGAGAUGAUGGAGAAUUCCUGGAA